AUGCUCCAGAAGACAGUUGUUACUCCUCUCUCCACCUCUCGGCUUGAGCCACGUGAGGACGUAACAACCUUGUACACAUCUGACUUCCAGUAUAACACCGGGCUCUGCCACAUGCAGAAAUACUCAGAUGAUACUGUAAUAGUUGGCUUUAUCAAGGAUGGACAGGAGGGGGAGUACAGGAGCCUGGUAGAGGACUUCAUGAGGUGGUGCGGGACCAACCAUCUGCAGCUGAGCACCUCCAAAACCAAAGAGAUGCUGCCGAGUCAGUUAGGAAAGGAGCCCAUUGGGAGGAAAGGCCGAAGGUCAAAUGGUGAUGGACAGGAGGGUAAACCAAGAAAGAAGAGAAACGAGGCAAAGCAAUCAAUGAUGCUGGAUGCAGAUGGAGGCAGCCUGUCGCCGGGAACCAAGCCUCACAUCUGUGAGCACUGCACUGCAUCGUUCAGAAGCUCCUAUCACUUACGCAGACAUGUCCUCAUUCACACAGGUGAAAGACCUUUCAGAUGCAAUCAGUGCAACAUGAGUUUCAUUCAGAAAUACCUUCUCCAGCGACACGAGAAAAUCCACAGUGGAGAGAAGCCGUUCAGCUGUGACCAGUGUAACAUGCGUUUCAUUCAAAAGUACCACAUGGAGAGGCACAAGAGGACGCACAGUGGAGAAAAACCGUAUAGAUGUGAGACCUGCCAACAGUAUUUUUCUAGGACAGACCGACUGCUUAAGCACAAGCGAACCUGUGGAGAAGCCAUAAAGAAGGGGCUGGAUCCUGGAAUGAUGGAGUUGGAUUGUGUAGACAUGGGACAUGGCAGCUAUGGGAUCACUCAGGGAAAUACUGGGAGUACUGGGAGAAAGAGAGGAAGGUCUAAAAACUCCGGAGAGGGAGGGGAGCGCAAGAAAAAGAAGGGGGAUGGAGGCGGCAUGAGGGUACCGCACAUUCACGGGGCUGUAUCUGGAGGCUACAGCAUUCAUGAAUACUCUAUAGAGAAUCAAACAGUAUCUUCCUCUACUGAGCCAGGGCCCAGCAUGCAGCAGGUCCACCACGGCCGAGCUCCAAAGAUGGCAUUCAAGAAGGCCAAUCGUAAGAGCCUGGACAAAGCUGGUGCGGGACAGGCCAAAGCAGGCUCGUUGGAACAGAGUGGGGGCAUAGAUGGUCUUGGGCUCAUACAGGGUAACGGGGUUAAAGUAGGGCCCGCAACCAGCAACUAUGACGACGCCAUGCAGUUCCUCAAGAAAAGACGCUACCUUCAAGCAGCAAACAAUGCAAACUCAUCAGGGCCAGGAGUGGUUGGAGGAACUACCAGUGAGUAUGAUGUCGGCAUUGGUCACAUGUCCUCCCAGCAGUCGGUCAUUCAGGGUGUCGUUUCCAGUGUGAUGGACAAUGACGUACCUCUGAGUCUCGAUAGGUCGGGGAUCCCAGAUGAGGUGCUACAGAGCAUCCUCGACCACUACACCCAAAAACCUGAUGGCUCGCACCACGACGUUCACUUUGACAUCGGUGACCACCACGUGGAGCUGAACCCCGCCUCAGCUGACAUCAGCCACCACACUGACACUCCCAGCCCAUCUGGAGACAAGACUGUAAUGAUGCACGAGUACUCGCGCUUCCUGCUGCAGGCUUUGGAGCGCACCAGCCACAGUGCCAGCUUCCCUCUGAGCCCCGGGCCUCCCGCCUCAGGACCAUUCACCAGUUCCCACCCGGGAAAUCCCCUCUAUGCUGACAAGAACAUCUACACUACAGCCCCACUGGAGUGUGGUUUCGGCCAGUCGGUGGCCUCGCCUUCGCUGCCCUCCUCUAUGCCAAAGUCUCACUUUGCGAUGCUGACAGGCUCCUCACCACAGCACAGCUUCCACCUGAGCAGCCUGGAGGCCUCCACGCACCAGCAGCUCACCCCUUCUCAGGAGCUCACCGACCAGAUGGAGAAGCAGCAGCACUCCUCCACUCCCCCUUCCUCCUACCAGAUCAGCCCAUCUGACCUUAGCAGCCAGAAGGACCACCCGCCAGUUAAGAAUGGUACGGUGGUCUACCCUCUGGCCUCCUCGCAGGAUCUGGCCUCUCUGGACUCCUCGAAGCCUUCCUACCAGAUAGAAAACUUUGCCCAGGCCUUUGGCUCUCAGUUCAAGCCAGACGGCCGUGGCUUGUCUUAUGGCACUGAUUCUAGUGGGGAGGUGGAUCACAGGAUACGGACGCCUGUGUCUGAAUUCUCAGGGUAUAGUAGUUUGUUAUCUGAUGUCAAUGAGCCAGUAAGUACAGGUUCCAAAACUACAACAAGCCAAAGCUACAGAUGAGAGCCUGAGAGGAAGAGAACACUCGGCCGUUAAAGUUGUUCUUCUGUUAAUUUUUUAGUGCUCCUAUUUUAUUAUUAUUAUUGUUAUUACAAUUUUUUUUAAGUGACAUUUUCCUUUUAAUUAUACUGAUGCUCUGUUUUGUGCCCACGCCUCUCCCCACAAUAAGCCUGCAAGGCUUCCUGCAAAUGCAACUUUUUUUUUAACUGUUAUUUUUAAGUUAAAUAUGUAUUUACUGUUUAUUCUUGUCAUAUUAGUGACAUUAGGUCUGGUCAUUCAUCAUGAACUGAAAGUACUUUUUCAAUAAGUAUUUCUUUUCCAAUGAGCUGAGGUGUUUGAGCAAUCAACUUUACAAUUGUAAAAUAAUAAUGGAAAUAACCAUGAUGGCAGGGAAUAGCCCAGAGUUGAAAUAGCAAAAAAGAAAAACAAAGUUAUUGUCUGUUACAAGGUUGAAAGUAUUACUCAGGAAAAAGUGGAAAGCCUAUGAAGUGCCGUGAGCACUCUUUUCAGAAGUUUAAGUUGUGCGAUUUCAAAGAGGAUUCUUUUUCUCAUGUUUUAUUACUUGUUGAAUGAGUGUGACAUAAACAGACUGCUGCCAGCUCACUUGAGCACUGAAAACACUUUGUUCUUGGCUACAUAGAGAUUAUGGUACUUUCGUGUCAAUGUGAAACUCGUGUUUUCUUCAAUAAGGGCCAUAUCUAUAUCUAUAUAUAUAUAUCUCUAUAUAUCUAUAUAGAUAUAGAUAGAUAUUUAUAAGAAUAUAUAUUAAUGUAAAAUAACAGAUUUAAUCAAUCUGGGGAGUUGCCAGUUGAAGUAGAGGAAGAAUGAGGGCUGGUUGAGGGGGGGUAAAUGUUGUCCUUGGAAUAUUUUUGGGGAACAAAAGUGAUGUUAGGGCUUUUAUUUGGCCAAUAGGGGUUACUGUUUGACAGCAAUAGAAUGGCCUUCUCCUUUUCUUGCCCUCCACUUCUUAUUUGGUUCUCUUAUUUCUUUAUAAGAAUCCAAUUAGCACUUUGAGCCGUUGCCUCUCACUGAGUAAAGUACCCCGUCGGAUCAAGGAAGCUCAAAUGUCAUCAGUGGACUUUUUUGGCCAGAGACGUGUUGUUUGGGCAGGGUUGAUAUGUGAAAGUGGGAUUUUUCAUUUUAACAUUUUCUCUUUUUCUCCUUACUUUUAGGAAGGGCUUGGGAGGGAAGAGGGAGGGGGGGAAAUACAGUAACAUUUAAUCGGGAUAAUGUAAAUGUAAUUCAGACCCCUAGUUUUUUUUCUUGUUUGACUUGUGAUCCAACUUAGCAGCUUUGCUUUCCUAUUGAAUUUGAUGACAAAUGUGUUCGUGAUCAAGUAUUUCUUCAGCUGUUACUGAGGCAGCCAUAUCCAGUAUGAGCAAAAAUGUGGCUGACCAAAAAUUUGUAUGCAUUUAGAUCUUUCACAUGUGCUGGCUGGCAGCCGUUAGCAAUUGGGUGCCUAUUCCUGAGAAGCACGGGUGCAAGAUAUUGUCUAGUAAAUGUUAAAUGUAAUUUCUUGCUGAUUUUUAAAUGUAUUUAUGCUGUACUUUUUUCUAAAGACAACAAUAAUUGCGCUGUCUUCCAUAGCUUCAACUGGCCUUGAGUGCUGGAAAUGAUAUCACUCUGCUGAAUGAGUCUUUAAACAGUUUUACGACCUGAUGGCCUGUUGUUUUAAGCAAUCAUAUAACAUGGCAUAGUGAAAGCAAUGCUGUAAUAUCUUAAAUAAUAUGUUGCCAUGUUGGAACGGUUGAGGCAUAAACAAGAAUUUGCCUCGUAUAUACCUCAUAUCACAAUAAACCAGGGACAAAGGAGUGAAGGCUUGAUGUAUGUAGCAGAGAUGCUGUUGUAUGUAAAAAAAAAAAAAAAAAAAAAAAAAAACAACAACAAAUGUUUCGACUGGACUAUUUUUAAACAUUUGUGUACAUGACAUUUUUGUGACCCAUUAAGACAUUGUUGCUUAAGGGUUUCUGUAAAUGUGUCAUGCCAACCAGUGUUCAGUCUCUUCAGUUUGACCUCCUCUCUCCUCCAGAUCUGAUUUGUCAUACUGUUUCAAUAUGUUUAUUGUUUACAAAAAAUGUACAAAACACUACAUCUGACUUCUUUUUCUGACCCCUGUAUAAAUUUUAUCUUAAAUCUUUCUUUAACUAUUUUUUUUUUUUAUCACCGCCAAAUUUUGUAGCUGAUAUCUUCCAUUUUUAUGUUCUUUCAGGUUCUUGUGAUGCGUUUCACAAGACUGUACUUGUCCAAUGAAUUUAAAACUGAUUAGGGAGAAAACAAUAAAAAUACUGUUAACAGCA
Molecule: messenger RNA, 4574 nt
Organism: Micropterus dolomieu (smallmouth bass)
Lineage: Eukaryota; Metazoa; Chordata; Actinopteri; Centrarchiformes; Centrarchidae
Gene: znf281a
Product: zinc finger protein 281a
Exons: 7
Coding region: 1-2280 (759 amino acids)
Biological process (GO): regulation of transcription by RNA polymerase II
Cellular component (GO): nucleus
Molecular function (GO): RNA polymerase II cis-regulatory region sequence-specific DNA binding; DNA-binding transcription factor activity, RNA polymerase II-specific
Source: RefSeq, a predicted model, not a curated record